AUGCCCCCGAGAGCAAAGCCAAAGGCGAAGCCGAAGGCGAAGGCGCAUGCGGAGCCUGGUCCAGACGGCGGCGGUGGAGGGGGGGCUCAGGCAAUCGACCUCUUGUCCCCUGAGGAGCGGGCGUGCAACGCCCAGGUUCACGACCGUGUCACCCAGGCCAAACGCGCCAUCAUCGACAAUCCCGUGUUCUUCAACAUCAUGGACGCCUGCGCGUUAGACAUACACGCUGGCGAUGACGCCAACACGGUGGGUCAGAUUCAGCCGUUCAACAGUCAAGAGUUCGAGCGGGCGAUGAAAGCUACUGGGAACUACACGUGCGGCUUCAACCUGAUGGGCGUGGAUCCCCACUUCUCCGCCACGCCGGGGAUUCCGUUGAAGCCGGCAGCCAUCGACCACUUGGUGCAGCACUACUUCUCGCAGCCCGACUUCGUCCCAGUGAUCGUGCAGAUCGCCAUCCCGAAGGGCGCGGACCCCGCAGCGCUCGGCAAGUCAGGUCAGCUCAAGAGCUUCACCCCCGAGGAGAUGAGGAUGGCCAUCUACUUGGCGAUCAAACGCGACAUCGACAACAAGGACGACGACGAGCUCCACUGGAGAGCGGUGAACCAGCGGGAGAACAUCGCGCAUGACUUCGCCUCCAUGCGCCGGUCCAGUUUGCAGCGGCUCUACGAGGUCAUCAUGUUCAAGGGCAAGCACGAGGCGAAUGCGGGGGUGACGCUCACCGUGGAGAAGAUGGCCGAGCUCUACAAGGAGAAGGUCAAGAUGGCAGAGAGCUCGGAGUCCGUGUCUACCACCUUCAUCACCCAGGCGAUUCGCGUGCACAAGAGCGUGCUUGUACAUCCAGAUCUGCGAAAAUUCUUGCUGGAGUGCGACGACAGGGAUGGGGCCAAGAAUCCAUUCGAUUCAGUCGCCAAGAUCGAAGCUAUCAACCAGAAGAUAAAAGGCGUGAGUGACAUGAAGUGGGUAUUUCACAGCCUCUACGACUCAUGGAAAUGUGGCUACCUCGGGGACUCCAUCAGCGAGAGGGCGCUCAAAGGCCAGUCGCCGGGCAUGAACGGGAAGGGCAUUGCGGAGCUCGCCCUGUUCAGGAAGCAAGCGAAAGAUAUCUUGCUGGAGAAGUUGUCCCCCUACUGCAACCCUGAUGCGUUCCAGAAGUUGUCGGAAGUUCUUGCCGCGCACGAGUCCUACCGCAACCAGUGCGGGUUCCCGUCUUCGAGGCUCGAUGGGACGUGGCGGGCCACCUGGAAGGAUAGCGCGAUCAAGAGUUUCCGCCUCUUGGAGGAGACCGUCUACGGCACCGAAUACGACCAGUACAUGAAGCGUUCCAUUGUUUUUCGGAAAUCAGCGAGCAGCAUGAUCGAGGAGGCCCCUUUCCCUGAAGAGUUCGAGGAAAUUGAGGCGCUGUGGAAACAGGAGACUGGCCAGGCCAUCUCAGACAAGAAGGAUGAUGAGGAUCAGGAACCUGAAAUGGACCUGGGGGCGGUCAAGCACACUACCACGGCAGAGGAGAUAAACAUUGUCAGCCGCACGAACGCGACGAUCAGCAUCAACAUCAUGGACGAGUCCACGAGCGCCAAGAUUGCCAAGCACAAGCGGGACAUCUUCGAGCGAGUCCGCACGCUGGUCCAGCUGCAGCGGACUUAG
Messenger RNA from Prorocentrum cordatum, 1641 nucleotides. Lineage: Eukaryota; Dinophyceae; Prorocentrales; Prorocentraceae. The record is from the annotation of a GenBank genome assembly.